CACACAUUGUAUGAGAUUUAGUCGAUUUAGUCUCAGAUUUGCAUUCAUUUGACAAUCAAUUGAUUUGAAGUGACAUUUGUCUCAAUUUGCAAACCAUUGAUGUCUAUAACAAAUGGAUAUCAUAAGAAAGCAGACCUCAAAGGAGACACCGGAGCAGAAGAAGGCCAAAGAGUUGGACGCGCUUAAGAAGGAGGUCCACACAGACGCCCAUUCACUUCCUUUGGAUCAACUUUUGGCCAGAUAUGGUGUCCAGAGUGUAGACACCGGUCUGACCAGCGCUCAGGCCAAAGAAGCGUUGGCCAGGGAUGGCCCCAACGCUCUGACACCACCCAAACAGACACCCGAAUGGAUUAAAUUCUGUCGGCAAAUGUUUGGCGGCUUUGCGCUCUUGUUGUGGAGCGGAUCCGUCCUCUGCUUCUUCGCGUACGGCAUACAAGCCUUUGGUUCGGGCGAUUCGACCCGCGAUAAUUUAUACUUAGGAGUGGUGUUGGCGGGAGUGGUGGUCAUCACCGGUUGCUUCUCCUACUAUCAAGAGGCCAAGUCUUCGGCUAUAAUGGAGUCGUUCAAGAAUAUGGUUCCACAACAGGCGUCAGUGGUUAGAGACGGCCAAAAGGUGACCAUAAUUGCCGAGAAGGUAGUGGUCGGCGAUAUCGUCGAAGUGAAGGCCGGCGACAGAAUUCCCGCCGAUAUUCGAGUUGUUAAGGCCCAAUCCUGUAAAGUAGACAACUCUUCACUGACUGGUGAAGCCGAGCCACAGUCUCGUUCACCGGAACAGUCGAGCGAAAACCCACUCGAGACCCGCAAUUUGGCCUUUUUCUCGACCAAUUGUGUCGAAGGGACGGCCGUUGGGGUUGUGGUCAAUACCGGCGACCGCACUAUUAUGGGCCGAAUCGCGAACUUGGCCUCCGGUCUGAGAGUGAACGAGACGCCGAUAUCGCGCGAAAUCGGACACUUCAUUCACAUCAUUACAGUUGUGGCCAUCAUUUUAGGCGUUUCCUUCUUUAUCCUUGCGCUGGCAAUGGGUUACUAUUGGUUGGACGCCGUUAUCUUUCUCAUCGGCAUUAUUGUGGCCAAUGUUCCCGAAGGACUGUUGGCAACUGUGACCGUAUGUCUGACACUUACGGCCAAACGUAUGGCCAGUAAGAACUGUUUGGUGAAGAACUUGGAAGCGGUGGAGACUUUAGGCUCGACGUCCACCAUAUGUAGCGACAAAACAGGAACUCUAACCCAAAACCGGAUGACAGUCGCGCACAUGUGGUUUGACAACAAUAUCAUGGAAGUGGACACAACUGAGACACAAACUGGCGUUCAGAUAGAUAAGACGUCUGCCGGUUGGCUAGCAUUGAGUCGGGCCUGUUGUCUGUGCAGUCGCGCCGAGUUUAAGGGCGGACAGGACUCCAUCCCUAUUCUUAAGCGUGAGUGUGCGGGCGAUGCGUCCGAAUCAGCGAUUCUCAAGUGUAUGGAAAUAGCUGUGGGAAAGGUAUCGGAGGUCCGCAAAAGAAAUGCCAAAGUGGGCGAAAUCCCGUUCAACUCGACCGACAAAUAUCACGUGACAAUACAUGAGACGGAAGAGGACCGGAGCUAUUUGUUGUGCAUGAAAGGAGCGCCCGAACGCAUUCUGGAGCGCUCGGGCACUAUAUUCAUCAACGGAGACGACAAGCCAUUGGAUGAGGACAUGAAGAAAGCCUUUACUACAGCUUACAAUCGGUUGGGAGGUCUGGGCGAACGGGUCAUCGGUUUUUGUGAUCUAAAACUACCGGUCGAUCAGUUUCCGCACGGGUUUGCAUUCAAUAUGGAAGAGCCCAACUUUCCGCUUCAAAAUCUCCGGUUUGUGGGAUUAGUGGCGAUGAUAGACCCGCCCAGAGCUGCCGUACCGGACGCUGUGGCCAAAUGCCGGAGCGCAGGCAUUAAAGUGAUUAUGGUUACCGGCGAUCAUCCCAUCACUGCGAAGGCAAUUGCAAAAGCAGUCGGUAUUAUUUCAAAGGAUACAGAGACUGUAGAGGACAUGGCCUUAAGGCAGCACAAAGAUCCCAAAGACGUGAACCCUCGGGCGGCCAAAGCGGCCGUAAUUCACGGCCAAGACUUGAAGGAUAUGACUGCCGAACAAUUGGAUGAUUUGCUGAGAAACCACUCGGAGAUUGUGUUCGCGCGGACAUCACCGCAACAGAAGCUCAUUAUAGUAGAAGGCUGUCAACGACAGGGCGCUAUUGUUGCCGUCACUGGCGAUGGUGUGAACGACUCGCCGGCGCUUAAGAAGGCCGACAUUGGUGUGGCGAUGGGUAUUACCGGAUCCGAUGUGUCGAAACAGGCGGCAGAUAUGAUACUAUUGGACGACAACUUCGCGUCGAUAGUGACGGGUGUAGAAGAAGGACGGCUUAUAUUUGAUAAUUUGAAGAAAUCGAUUGCAUACACAUUGACGUCAAACGUACCAGAAAUCACUCCAUUCCUCAUCUUUAUCAUAUUCAGCACUCCGUUGCCUUUGGGAACGAUUACAAUACUGUGCAUCGAUUUGGGCACAGAUAUGGUUCCGGCCAUUUCGCUGGCCUACGAGAAGGCAGAGAGCGAUAUAAUGCAACGCAAACCCCGGGACCCGAAGCGCGAUAGACUGGUGAAUGAGAGGCUCAUAUCGCUGACGUACGGCCAGAUCGGAGUGAUACAGGCGGCCGCCGGCUUCUUCACAUACUUUGUGAUUAUGGCUGAAAACGGUUUUCUCGUUAACAAACUUCUCGGUCUUCGCAAACACUGGGACUCUAAAGGAGAGAACGACUUGACCGACUCUUACGGUCAGGAGUGGACGUAUAUUCAGCGCAAAACGCUUGAGUUCACGUGUCAUACGGCGUUCUUUGUGUCGAUUGUAGUGACCCAAUGGGCAGACCUUAUCAUCUGUAAGACACGGCGCAACUCCAUUGUUCAGCAGGGAAUGGACAAUCAUGUGCUCAACUUUGCGCUCGUCUUCGAGACAGUUGUGGCCGCCUUCUUGUGCUACUGUCCCGGAAUGGAUGUAGUGCUCCGUAUGUACCCAUUGAAGGUGAUGUGGUGGAUGCCAGGCGUGCCCUUCGCUAUUGUCAUCUUCAUCUACGACGAGGCCCGACGGUAUCUGAUUCGCCGCUAUCCCGGCGGUUGGGUUGAACGCGAGACCUACUAUUGA
Messenger RNA from Medioppia subpectinata, 3148 nucleotides. NCBI's taxonomy places the organism in Eukaryota, Metazoa, Arthropoda, Arachnida, Sarcoptiformes, Oppiidae. The record is from the annotation of a GenBank genome assembly.